Hermetia illucens (black soldier fly) is the source of this 703-nucleotide messenger RNA. RefSeq lists its product as uncharacterized. The record is from RefSeq and is a predicted model, not a curated record. The transcript has 3 exons. Lineage: Eukaryota; Metazoa; Arthropoda; Insecta; Diptera; Stratiomyidae. The coding region runs from base 43 to 681 and encodes 212 amino acids.
UGUGUGAAGUGUCGGGUCUACUCGUAAGAUUUUCCUUAAAUAAUGACAGUUUUCUUAAUUUUCUUUGCUUUAUUCUUAAUUUGUGGAGCUGAAGAACCCACCGACACUGGAAAAGCCCCCGAGAAGAAUGAUUACGAUAGUCAAGAAAGCAUCGAGGAUAUCUUCAAGCAUUUUGACGACAAAGUAUCUGAAACAGUUAACAUAAUCAAAAAAUUUAAGAGAGAAGUUGAUGAAUUGACUAAAGAUGCAUUAGAAAAGUCUUUAAAAGAUACCCGAACUAAGAUAAGAGCUAUUUUCGAAGAUGCCGAGGAAAUCAAUGAAAAAUUCUAUAAAAUUAAAAGGAAAAUUGUUGGAAAUUUAGCCGAUUGUAAAGAUAAAUUUAUCGGUGAAUCUGGAGUUAUCGGUCAUUUACUUGAACUUGGGGAGGAAAUAGAGUUCUCGGUCAAAGGAGUCAAGGAGUGCCCAGACGAUUUUAGUGGAACUGAGUGUUUGAUAAAUCGGAUGGUGCAUGGCGAACUUGUGAUGGAUGAAGUGGACCAGAUGAUUGAGAGAGAAAAGGGCACUCCUCAAGAGAGAGCGGAUUCCUUGAUCAAAUACAUUGAGACUUGUAAUGAAAAGGCUGUGGAAAGUGUAAAGGAAAAAGUCCAAACAUUAAUUGAAGAUAUCAAGAAAUGUAUAUAAGUCCAAUAGAAAUUAUAUUGAA